CUUUCGAAGUACAAACGAGUUUCGUUGAAAGCAUUGUUGGAUAACGCAACAGGUUAUUACAUUCUUGUCGGUCAAUAAUUGAUAGAGGAAAGUUUUAUUAAAAUGACUUGAUAACUUUGACCCUGAAAUGUGUGUUGGUCUCAGUAAUGGAAAAGAAAUGACUGGUCGCAGAUAACUCAAAUUUUGAGGCUGCAAACGAACGCGCUAUGUACAAUGGCAUCGCCUGUAAAAAGAGAAAUGGUAUACAUUGAGGACCCCCUUGCACUUACUCAAGCUGAUGUAAAACAAGAGAAUUCGUUCGAUAUAACAACAGAAUGCAGCAUAGAAGACAACAGUUCACAAGAUUGGCAAAACUCAGUCCUGAUAAAGGAGGAGAUUGAGAUUGCAGAGGGCUGGGAACUAGCUGGAGAAGAAGCAAGUAUAUAUUUCGAACCAGAGAUGUGCAUUACAGAGGACCAGUGGACACUAGAGAAUUUGCAGGACAAAUUUCCUAAUGGAGAAAAUAGGUUAGCUGCUCAAAGUAAUCAGAAGGAGAGCUGUGGUGAUGAUAUUGAAGUCAUUGACUUGGCGUCUGAUGAUAAUGUUGAGGAAACAACAAUGGAUGUUAAACCUAAAACUGCUCCGAUACUGCGCCGACUAUUGGAACAGGGCCCGGCGUGGGACGAACCUGGGCCGGAGGAGGAGCCCGCAUUCUCCUGCAAGCAGUGUGGUGUGGCUGCUGAGAGUGCCUCGGAGCUGGCGACGCUGUGCGCGUGGCACACUGGCGAGCGGCCCUUUUCGUGCACGACCUGCGAAAAGCGGUUCGCUACACGGGUGCAGCUCUGCAUACACAGCAUCGCGCACUCGCGGGGGCAGCCCUUCCCCUGCCUCGUAUGCGGCGAGGAGAUAUCGCGGAUGGCCCACUUCCGCCACCACAUGGUGCUGCACGACGACUCCAGGAACCGCCCGCCCCGGCGCUGCCUCCACUGCCGCCGCACUUUCCGCGGGGACCAUUUGCGUUUUAUAUGGUUGUCUUUCUACAAAGAAGGAACCCGGCAUUUUGAAUGUCACUGUUAUCCUCUUCCAGACGAGAAUUCCUUGUAAGUUGUGUCCUCACAGAUGUGAUAUUUGUUGUGAUUGAUUGCGAGAGAAUAUUUGUAAAAUAAUGCUAUUAAUUGUUGACUGUGUUGUUCAUUGUUUACAAAAGUUUAUUUAAUAAAGUAAUGUACAAUUUUUCAAAAACA
Messenger RNA from Schistocerca piceifrons (Central American locust), 1223 nucleotides. RefSeq names its product zinc finger protein 490-like. The transcript has 8 exons. NCBI's taxonomy places the organism in Eukaryota, Metazoa, Arthropoda, Insecta, Orthoptera, Acrididae. Gene Ontology annotation, cellular component: nucleus. The record is from RefSeq and is a predicted model, not a curated record. Gene Ontology annotation, biological process: regulation of transcription by RNA polymerase II. Bases 214 to 1083 code for a protein of 289 amino acids. Gene Ontology annotation, molecular function: RNA polymerase II transcription regulatory region sequence-specific DNA binding; DNA-binding transcription factor activity, RNA polymerase II-specific.